GUUCUUCUCAAUUGGGUAGCAUUUGAAAGGCCAAUUUCUGUAGACUGAGCACCUAGAUAGAGGAAGAAAGAGAUAUCUAAGGAGAAAGUAAAUUUUUGAGAAUAUUUGCCGUAUACUAAAGAAGUAAUUGAUUAGUUAUGUAAUAGAGAACAUAAGAAAUAAGACAUUAAUUAAUUAAAGAGUAAUAUAGUUAUAGUUAAUUGUCAACUGUAUUGUCGGAAGAGAGAAACAGAACAGAUUCUUUCCAAUAAGAAAUAUGGGUUUUACCAAAAAUAAAGAAGAACAGUCGUUAAUUCAGAUGAACAAGCCUGUUAUUUACAAAAGAAGAUGGUAUAUACUAUUUAUAUUUUGUAAUUUGACAUUAGCCGUUGGUUCACUAUGGAAUAUUUGGGGUCCUAUAGCCAAUUCGGCUGAAAGAGCAUUUAAUUGGUCUAAUGCUACAAUAGCUACGUUAAGUAACUAUGGGCCUAUAGUUUUUGUCGCUACCUCGUUCUUCUUCUCCUGGAUAAUGGAUAACAAAGGAUUGAGAUGGGCUGUGCUAUUGACCUCUCUCUUUUGUGUAAUUGGUUCUCUUCUUAGAUGUAUUACUUGCGAACAACCACAUGUUACUUGGUUAAAUCACGUAGGGCAAGUUUUCAUCUCCCUAGCUCUACCUGUCGUCUUCGCGGCACCCCCUUUGCUAUCAAUUACGUGGUUUCCAGUUGAGGAGCGUAUCUUAGCAACAGCAAUAGCUUCUCACUUCUCGGUAUUCGAUAUAUCAUUUAUCACUGGACCGUCUAUAGUACCAGAAAUUCCGUUAAAUCAAACGAAUAAUUCAACAGACUUUAUCAAAACAAUUAAAGAUCGUAUCAUGUUACUCAAUUAUAUAAGUUCAAUCUGGGUUGGAGUUAUAUUUAUACUUGUCCUCGUCUACUUUCCGGCCAAACCAAAAUCGGCUCCGAGCUUAGCAGCCGUUGUUGAACGAAAAUCAUUCAGAGAGGGCGUAUUUCAAUUAUUUAGAUUACCUUAUUUCUGGAUAUUAGCGAUACCUUACGCAAUCUCAUCAGGUGUAUUUAAUAUAUGGAGCUCUGUUCUUGAAAUUAAUUUAAAACCUUUGGGUAUAACGCAAAUCCAAGCUGGUUGGAUAGCCUUCUUGGGAACAGUUGUCUCUAGUAUUUUUGGUAUUAUUAUUGGAAAAUUUGCGGAUCGUUUUACAAAACGCUUAAAAAUGUUUUUGGUCAUUCUUUAUGUUUUGGCGACGGCAAUGUCACUAUGGUUUACUCUUAUUGUAGAGGAGUUGAUACCGAUGAAUAUGCCAUCCUUAUACGUUUCAGUGAUGCUUACAACAAGUUUUAUUAAUGGAGCAGUUCCUCUAUUCUUUGAGGCGCUCUGCGAAAUAACGCAUCCAAUAGCAGAAGGCAUUACUACAGUUCUUUUAACUCAAUGUUACUACAUCAGCCAAUUGUUAUUCCUGCUAGUUCUAAGUAUUAAUGGAGUUGGUACGAAAUGGAUGAGUUGGACUCAACUUGCAAGUAUAGUGAUAUGUCUACCAUUUUUAAUGGUGUUCAAAGAAAAGUACGGCCGUUUGAAUGUUGAUAGUAUGGAAAUUUCUUUACAGAAUAUCAAACAAUAGUGUAUUUUUCAUUUCUAUUCUUAUUAUUCUCCCUCUCUCUCUCUCCCUCUCUCCUUCACUUUGAUCUUCACCUUCAUCUGAACUAUUUUUUUUCCCUGUUAACAUCUGUUUAUAUUUGCUAUAAUUACGACUUAAGAGAAAAAAGAAUGUAUCAUUCAUUCUCACUUUUUCUUUUAUUCUCUCCUUUCUUUCUCUAAUCUCACUCGACCCUCUUUUCUAGUUAUCUAUCUAUCUAGCUAUUUAUCUCUCCUGUCUACAAGUUUACACUAUGAAGAAGAAGACGGAGGAUGAGGAGGAGAAGGAGGAAAAGAUAAUAUUUUUACAAUUUUCUUCUAAGCAAACAAGCAAACAUAAUAGGUCUUAAACUCCCGAAAUUUUAUCUCUGAAAUCUCUUGAUAACAGGAGGAGAUGGGACAUGAAGAAAUUGGAAAAAACAACUUAAUAGAGUGACAAAUUUAAUACAAAGUAUAUAUAUAUACUGUAUAUACAUAUAAAUUUAUAAACAUAUAUAUAUAUAUAUAUAUAUAUAUAUAUAUAUAAAUGUAUAUGUGGGAGAAAGAAGAAAAAAAUAUCUGUUUCUUAUAAGCCUACUAGGUCAUCCCAGGGAACUCUAAGAAGAUUAUAUUCUAAAUCAUAUAGGGGAAGGUUAAAAUAGAUAAUAUGUAAUGAUCUGAUUAAUGAAAAUUUUGAAAGAAGAGAUGAAAAUGUAAAUUCCUUAGACUUGUUAACAAUAAAAAAUUUUCAAUAUAGAAAAUAAGAAAGCGAUAAAAGCGAUAGUAUAAUAUUGAUUAGAGAACAGGACAAUGCUUUAAAUAUAUUGAAUUGUUGAAGAAAAGAAAUAAAAAACACGUAGUAUAACUGGUUAUAGGCAAUGGAUGUAGGCCAAAAGUAUAUAAACUCUUUUAUGCCGUUCUAGCUUACUUCGCUAUAACAAUGCUAUAUGCAGAUUCAUAUAUAUAUAAUUGUGCAUUAUGCAACUAAAUUUGAAUAGUGUAACUAUAAUAGACA
Dimorphilus gyrociliatus is the source of this 2620-nucleotide messenger RNA. The record is from the annotation of a GenBank genome assembly. Lineage: Eukaryota; Metazoa; Annelida; Polychaeta; Dinophilidae.